Eremothecium gossypii ATCC 10895 is the source of this 2874-nucleotide messenger RNA. RefSeq names its product Apl3p (gene APL3). The transcript has a single exon. Bases 1 to 2874 code for a protein of 957 amino acids. Gene Ontology annotation, molecular function: clathrin-cargo adaptor activity. Lineage: Eukaryota; Fungi; Ascomycota; Saccharomycetes; Saccharomycetales; Saccharomycetaceae. Gene Ontology annotation, cellular component: membrane coat; AP-2 adaptor complex. Gene Ontology annotation, biological process: intracellular protein transport; clathrin-dependent endocytosis. The record is from RefSeq and is marked provisional.
AUGCCGUCGAAGCCAAUGAACAAUAGCAUGCGGGGCCUACAACUUUUUAUUGCAGACCUAAAGUCUGCACAGUUGCAGCAGACACAACAGAAGCGCAUACAGUCGGAGCUCGUGAACAUCAAGACGAAUUUCGGAACGAGUGGGCUGAAUGGAUACCAGCGUAAGAAGUAUAUAGCGAAGCUGGUCUACAUCUACAUCACAACAAAUACAGCCAAAGUAGGGGAGGUGCUGUUUGGGUUGGAGCAAUGUUUGGUGCUGCUGAAAUCAAGCGUGUACUCUGAAAAGGCGAUUGGAUACCAGGCUUUAGAGUUGCUCAUGCAUCAUAAGGAGGCUCAGGAGAGCGUGCUUUUCCCGGUCAUUGAGCAGGUGAAGCUUGACCUAACCAGCGCAGAUACGGACACUGUCGCUUUGGCGCUCAACUUCCUUGGAAUUGCGGGUGGUUGCAGUCGAACAGUCGGGAACCAGUUGUUUUAUGAUGUGUUCAAGAUUUUGAAGUCGCCGCUUGCUCCAUCUUUGUUGAGGUCCAAGGCUGCGUUGGCAUUUCUAAUGUUGGUUAGAAAGUCUCCGGAAGUGUUAACGGACCAGGAUGACGCGACUUUGGCUGAAUGGGUACGCUGCAUAUUUGCGCUUCUGGAUGAUGAGAAGAACUAUGGUCUCAUCCUUGCCGGGGUGCCGCUUAUUGAGUAUUUCGCACGUCAUGUCGCAUAUGACCAAUGCAUAAAGCUGGUUCCGAAGCUGAUUCAGAUCCUUUACAGUUGCGUGGUGGUCGCCAAAGAUAAUCCGAACGAAUUUCCAGAGGAAUACCGGUUUGCAAAGAUGCCCAAUCCGUGGCUUGUAAGCAAUAUUUCCAAACUGUUGAAUGUUCUGAUCACACCAAGCGACUCUCACGGCAGAUUCACUUCUUUGAACAUUGAUCAACAGAGCCUGGGCAGAUUGCGUCUCUGUGUGACCAAGGUGAUUGAAUUUAACGGCAUCCAAGGUACGCUCUCCAACGCUACCCAGCACGCGAUUUUAUUCACUCUCAUCAACCUUGCCUGCAAGUUAGAUCCAACUGCGGAUGCUCUCAAUAACUCGGUGGCCGUACUUACAUCUUUGCUAGGAUCAAAGGACACAAAUAUUCGUUACUUAACCCUGGAUGCCCUCACCAAAAUGUCUUUCAGUUCUGGUGGCCGUGUGAAGGACACUUUAAGGAAGGACUACUUGCCCCGCUUGCUACAAAUUUUGCAGGAAGAGCGGGAUGCGUCGAUCGUAUGCAAGGUUUUGGACCUGCUCUAUGCCCUCGCUAGCGAGGAAAAUGUUGAAUACAUCGUUGAGCAGCUUUUACAUUUUCUCGCGAGUUCUACCAAGAGGCCAUUAUCGAUUAGAAAUGACCUUUGCGUCAAAGUUGCCGCACUUAUUGAAAACUCUUCGAAGAGCCCUGAAUGGGUGGCGCUGUCACUUUUGAAACUAUUGUCGCUUACGCCGGUUGAGUCAAACAGCACCAAGGGUGACAUGAUAUGCCAACGGGUGUGCUACCUGGUAGUGAACGAAGAGCGGCUGCGGAAGGUAACUUGUAUGAACCUAGUUAACUAUUUGUUGGCACCUGCCCCUUCUACCUGCAUAUUGAAAGCUAGUGCGUUCAUAUUUGGCGAGUAUGCCAAUCUUCUGUUGGAAAAUAUAUCUAUUGGCGACUUAUUCAAUGUAUUUGCCGAAAAGUACUUCCAAUCUGAUAAUACCACUAGAGCCAUGAUUCUAACCACCCUUAUCAAACUUUAUAGGUUCAAUCCUGCGAUUGGCAGCGCUGCAAUCAAAUUUUAUCAAUUGGAGCUCACGUCACUGGAUUUGGAGCUACAGACGCGCGCAUAUCAGUAUCUCAAAAUCAUCCAGUUGGACAAGUUAAAAAAGCAUGACAUGAAGCUACUCGAUACUAUUUUCAGCGAGAUGCCUCCAUUUCCCAGAAAGAAAGCUCUCUUUGCUCCCGAUAACGCGACCGGGGAAUUUUCGGAAGAUAGCGAGCUUCCCUCGUUUACCGACAAUAUACCGAGCAGUAAGUCUAAUUCCCGAGCGCCGACUCCAGCGCCGACACCGCCGCCAUCCAGGAAUAUCAAGACAACUUAUACUAGUGUUACUCUGUCUGAUGGAUGGGAAUCUGGGUUCAAGCGUAUGCUUUUGCACCAGCAGGGCGUGUUCUACAAAAACUCGCUGCUGAAGGUCCUAUACCGCAUUAUCCAGAAUCCUUCACAGCCCUCAAUAUCGAUAGUUUCACUGACCACUGUGAACAAUGCUGAGCUGCCGAUCACUGGCUUUUACCCAGAGGUAAUUCCGUUUCGAACCAGCGGCAACCCUUCAUACAUCACUAAUGUCACAGAGAUGAGCAACUUCACCAUUGAGCCUGGUCAAAGAACAAACUUCUCAUUCGAACUUCAAACAAGGUAUAGCUUCCCAGUGAUCGAAGCACCUAUUGUCACUUUCAACUUCCGUUACGGAGGCCACAACAGAGACAUAGGGCUUAAGCUGGGUUAUGGUAUCACCUCCACAAUUAGCUCCAAGGACAAUGUCUCCACAAUGGCGCAGUUUAUCCAGCGCUGGAAAACCAUCAGCGACGCACUGGGUCAUCACGGCGAGGCGCAGGACGUGCUAGAUCCGGAAUCAUCGACCCAGCUAGAAGUGAACCUCCAGCGGAUGGGGUUUGCCAUAGUUGAGCAGGAGUCGGUGCCCCACACUGUUUUCGCGACAGGUAUUGUUCAUACUAAAUCCUCCGGCAACUUCGGUUGCCUGCUAAAGCUUAUGAUCACCGACAGCGCGGUUAAGCUCACAUGCAAAACCACCUCCGACGGCUCACUUGCCCAAGAACUAGUCGAAUGCGUCGUCCAAGCGUUUCAUAGCACUACUUAG